Ruditapes philippinarum (Manila clam) is the source of this 3089-nucleotide messenger RNA. RefSeq names its product peptide transporter family 1-like. The record is from RefSeq and is a predicted model, not a curated record. The transcript has 22 exons. Lineage: Eukaryota; Metazoa; Mollusca; Bivalvia; Venerida; Veneridae. Gene Ontology annotation, biological process: oligopeptide transport; transmembrane transport. Gene Ontology annotation, molecular function: dipeptide transmembrane transporter activity. The coding region runs from base 165 to 2351 and encodes 728 amino acids. Gene Ontology annotation, cellular component: membrane.
CUUUCUACUGUAUGGUAUAGACAAAUCAACGAAAUUAUUCAAGCGUCUACUUUGUUGACGGCAGACGAACGAAAAUGGAAAUGUCAAUAUGUUUUCAAAUUUGAGUUAUCUUUUUCAGCAGUUUCUGCCGCAAACAUAACUGGAAAGUUUAGCAUCUAAGAAAAAUGGAUGCAGGGUAUGGAUCAGUGAAACCUGAUGGAUUUAACCAUUUACAGGCAGAUUCAGAAACAGAUCUGAUAGCUGACCAGAAAACCAAGGUUAGAGCAAAGCAAGACUACCCAUAUUCUGUAUUUUUCAUCCUGUCAAAUGAGUUCUGCGAACGUUUCUCCUACUAUGGCAUGCGAGCUGUUCUUGUUCUGUACCUGACCAGAUGGUUAUCAUUUGAGGAGAAUCAAGCUACUUCCAUCUUCCAUGCUUUCUCAAUGAUGUGCUAUGCCAUGCCAUUGCUUGGUGCUGUUAUAGCUGAUGGUUACCUUGGCAGAUACAGGACUAUCUUAUACCUGUCAUGUGUGUACCUGGUGGGAAACCUUGUUUUGUCACUUACAGCUCUUCCACCUGCUGAAUGGUAUGGUCCAGCAGUUGGUUUGUUUCUUAUUGCCAUAGGUACAGGAGGAAUCAAGGCCUCUGUUGCUCCAUUUGGUGCUGAUCAGUUUUUACCUGGACAAGAGAAAUGGCAGAAUUCAUUUUUCUCAGCAUUUUACUUCAUGAUUAAUCUUGGCAGCAUGCUUUCAAUUAUCAUCACACCAAUACUCAGAGCUGAUGUGCAGUGUUUUGGCAAUGAUUGUUACAUCCUAGCUUUUGGUGUACCAGCAGUCCUAAUGUUCUUAUCUGUUGCAUUAUUUUUCUUGGGACGCCAUCAGUAUCAGAAGGUUCCACCUGCUGGAAAUAUCGUUGGAAAGACAUUCAAGUGCAUUUUUUAUGGUUUGAAAGAGAGAAUAAAGAACAGCAAGUAUGAAGAACCCAGAGAGCACUGGCUGUACUAUGCUGACAAAAAAUAUGACAAUGCAUUCAUAGGAGAUGUCCGCCAGCUGCUUAAAGUUUUGACAAUGUUUUUGCCACUGCCUUUGUUCUGGGCACUGAGUGAUCAACAAGGAUCAAGAUGGACACUGCAGGCUGAACACAUGGAUGGAGAUAUUGGAAUAUUUGGAACAGUGAAACCUGAUCAGAUGCAAGCAUUAAACCCUUUGUUGAUUUUAGCCUUAAUUCCAUUAUUUGAUAAGGUGGUUUAUCCGUUUCUGGACCUCUGCAAAGUAUCAAACAGACCCUUACAGAGAAUGGUUGUUGGACUGUAUAUAACUGCAGGUGCCUUUGUGUGUGCUGGGUUGGUACAACUUAAAAUUGAUAUGGCAGAGGAUACAAAUCUCACUGAUGGACAAACUGGUUUCCUUUUUCUCAAUACUCUACCAUGCAGUGUCGAUAUUAAAUCUUCUUUAUAUGAAGAUAAAAUUAGCGGUUUAUCGAUGAGCAGGUUCCUUAUGGCUGACAGUGGCAUUUACAAAAUGUCAGCCAAAUCUCACUGCAAUGGUCAGAAUUAUACAUUUGAGCAGAUUUUUGAAAGUAAAGACUCUGAAGCAUAUAGAAUGAUACUGUACUUGAAUGAUGGAAAAAUGAAAAUGGGACAAUUUCCAGAUGAAAGAGAAAAACCAAAACAUGGUAAUGCAGCAUUAAGUAUAUUUUGUACAGACAAACUAGCAGAUAGCCUAACUAUUGUAUCAAUGGGUACGGACACCUCCGCCUCAACAGACAUUGGUACGCAUAUCAAUGUGAAACCUUUCACAGUAACUAACUUUAUAGAGAUGGAACCCCUCUCACACACUACCGCAAAGUUUACUCUUAAAAUGGGAGGAGUGUAUACAGCAUUAGUAUAUGGCAAUGGUUCUAAGUCUGGUGUUCAUUUAUAUGUGGAUGUCACAGAAAACACUGUCUCAAUGGCAUGGAUGAUACCUCAGUAUGUUCUCGUCACACUUGGGGAAGUUCUUUUCUCAAUUAGUGGGCUUUCAUUUGCUUAUUCUCAGGCCCCCAUGUCGCUGAAGUCUGUUGUACAAGCUGUGUGGUUACUAACUGUAUCAUUUGGAGAUUUGAUGGUGAUAAUUGUGGCAAACAUACAUUCCAUUCCUUCCCAGAUGUAUGAAUUCUUCCUAUUUGCUGUGCUGAUGUUUUUAGAUACAUUCAUCUUCAUGAUAAUGUCCAUGUUCUACAAAUACAAAGCUAACUCUCUAGAUUAUGCUGAAUUAGGUGAAGAAUCUGAAGAAACAAAUAGUUCAAAAAGACAUGGGGACGAAGAAUUUCCACUGAAAAGCUUUACUACAUCUGCUCCUAGGCACAGUAUUUCAAUUUCUUCUCAAAAUUAAUUGUUACACACUGUAUUAUACUGUUUUAACAGGUUUUACAGUACCUCUGCAGAUGUAUUUUAAACUGAACUAGAUUUUACCUUUUUUUAACAAUAAAAAAAAAAAGUUUUGAAAAGUACUUGAGCUCUGUAUGCUUCAAUUAUAUGUGCUUGUACAUGGCAUUUUUUUCUGAAAGAGCAAUUGAAUCAUACCAAAAAGAUUAAUUAAAUUCCAUCUUGCUUUUGUUUACAUAUUGUUUAUACUACUUAAUGAAUAUUUCUCAGUUACAAAUAGAGACACUAAACUCUGCUUGUAAAGAUAUAUAGGGGACUGCCAAAUUUAUAUCAAUAUAUUUCGGAUAUUGUUCUGUCCAAGAAGCCACCAAUUUGAAAACGAGGGUCGGGACUUUGGCACCGGCAACAUUGUAAGCGGUAUAUUGUUAUAAGCAAUAUCUUUAUAAGUGGAGUUUACUGUAUGUGUUUGAAAUCCAUGAUUGAUGAUCAUCUGUGAUAUAUUGAAAACAGCGGGACUGUUAUGUUGCAAUAGUAAAAACAUGAUACUAGACUCAAUAUUAAAGUCCCUAAAUUGCUGGUGUUCUCUGGUGAAAUAUUAUAUAUCAGGGAGUCAUCUUAAGAGCAGAAUUGUUAAGUUACAGCUUGGUAAAGAUCAAAUGUUACCUAUUCACACAUACAUGUGCAAUGAGUCUUAAAAGGGAGGUAAAAAGUGAUUUAAAAAAGUGCAUUUUUUCUUCUGCUAUUU